Solanum lycopersicum (tomato) is the source of this 1845-nucleotide messenger RNA. Its product is annotated as putative cyclin-D7-1. NCBI's taxonomy places the organism in Eukaryota, Viridiplantae, Streptophyta, Magnoliopsida, Solanales, Solanaceae. The record is from RefSeq and is a predicted model, not a curated record. Gene Ontology annotation, cellular component: cytoplasm; nucleus; cyclin-dependent protein kinase holoenzyme complex. Gene Ontology annotation, molecular function: cyclin-dependent protein serine/threonine kinase regulator activity. Gene Ontology annotation, biological process: mitotic cell cycle phase transition; regulation of cyclin-dependent protein serine/threonine kinase activity.
AUAUCUUCACUAAAACAAUAAUUGUUUUUUUAAUAGGAUGUCAAAUCAUAAAUAGACAAGUAAUUAGGGACAGAAGGAGUACUAUCUAUCAUGAACACACAUAUAUUUAUUUUUUUUAAAAAAAUUGUGUAUGUGUGUGGUGGUGGUGGUGAUAGGGUGGGGUUGGUGGUUAAAAAUGUGGGAAGUCGUAAUUCGUAUCCUCACCUACAAAAAAUUUAGAUAGUCAAUCAACUGAGCUAGCUAAUGAGAUCCGAAAAUAAUUUUCUAUAUAUUUUUUGCUUCAUAGAAAUUAAAUUCAAUUUGCUUUAAAUUUGCCUAGCCAGGCUGUAUAUACUACUAUUUCAUAUGACUCUUUACUCCACCAAGAAUUUUAAUACUACUAUUAUACUACUAUAUAUUAAAGUUUACCUUAAGGUUUUUGUGCAUGACACAAAGCACUAGAAAGGGACAAAUUUAUAAAAUCCUUUUUUUUUUUAUAGUUUUGCAGACUAUCUUAUCAUAUAGUGAUCAUUUGCCUUUUGUACUCUUUUUAAAACUAUUUUGUACCCUAAAUUUCACUGACAAAUUAUAAGUCAUUCUUGGAAUAAUUUAAAAAUUGUACUUCUUUUUUUUUCUACUAAAGAUGGAGAGUUUGCUUUGUGAUGAAAUUUGGCUAGAAAAAGAAGAAGAAUUGAAAAAUAAUGUUGAAAAUUCUUGUUUUUUUAAAUCAAAAGAAGAUUGUGAAGAGGCUUUUAAGAUUUUAUUAAACAAGGAGAUAAGUUACAUGCCUAAAAUAGGCUAUGUGAAGUUUAUAAAAGAGAAUUGUUUUAUUGAAAAUGCAAGGUUUAAAGCUAUUCAUUGGUUUAUUAAGUCUCAAAGGAGGUGGAAUCUCUCAUUUGGGACUUGUUUUGGUGCUGCAAGUUACCUUGAUCGAUUUAUCUCUUUAAACAAGUGUCAGGGAUGGAAAUAUUGGAUGUUUGAGUUACUCUCAAUUGCAUGUUUGUCUGUGUCCUCUAAAUUCCAUGAAACAAGUCCCCCUCAAUUGCUUGAAUUACAGAUGGAAGGAGUUGAACAUUUGUUUGAAUCAACAAUGAUUCAACGUAUGGAAUUGACAUUAUUGGAGACUUUAGGAUGGAGAUUAAAUUCUACAAUACCAUAUUCAUAUAUUGAAUUAUUUCAAUGGAAUAUUAAUACGCUCAAAUUAUCCCUCCUUCGAGAUUUCACUUCAAGUGUCAAUGACCUACUUCUUCGAAUUCUUUUGGAUGUUAAAUUCUUGGAGUUGAGGCCUUGUGUGAUUGCACAAUCUGUUGUUACAUGCAUUUCUGAAGAUUUGUCUCUAUUAAUAGAUGACUCUUGUUUCAAUAAUUUUACUAGACUCAUCCCUCAAAACCAAAAGGAUGAUCUAAGCAAGUGUCAAAGAAUGGUGAUAAAUAAACAAUUCUUGAUUAAGGAAUAUCAAGAAUUAAUAACAAGUGAAGUUUUUAAUUAUGGCCCUUCAAGUCCAGUAACUGUAUUGACAAUGGAUCAACAUGUUUUGUGUGAUAUUCCUCAAGGAGAUAUUAAUUAUAUUUCUAAUGCUAAUAAACGUAAAAGGGAACGUUAACGAAUGCGUCUGAUGAAUAUCAAGUGGUUGAAAUUAUUUUCGAGACGAAUCUAUCAAAUUUGAUCGAUUCUAAAAAUGUAGUUUGUUAUUAUUAUUAUUAUUAUUAUUGUUCUAUUGCUAAAUAGCGAAGCUUUUAGCAACACUCAUUUUAAUUUACGAUUGUAAUUUUCUUAGCCUAUAUUUAUGAGUGUCUUUUAUGGCAUGCUUGAUGAGAUAUUUCCUGUUGUAUUUGAAUUUGAAUAAUAUAGAAGGUAUAAAUUAAA